AUGAAGGUUCCUUUCUUCAAAUACAUCCUGAUAGUAGGCGUUAUCAUCUACGCCACUGCUGCUUUGGCCAUCCCCGAGCUUGAUGUGGAUAUCCAGGACCUACAAGAGCGAUCUGAGGCAAUGUUCACCUCACAGAAGGAAGCCGACAUCGAGAACCCGAUCGGCAUCGAUCACAAGCUGAAGCCACGAGCCAACACCGGGGGGGCCAACCAGCCUCUUCGUGUGCCCGUCACACAACUCAAUCCAAACGGGGGUGGUCUCCCCAUCGAUAUUACCGGCCUCGGUCCCCAAGUCGCUGGUGGCGAUGUUCAAGGCCUUCGUCUCGCCGCCCUUGGUGGUGGGGCUGGUGGUGGGGCUGGUGGUGGGGCUGGUCGCGGAGUUGUUGGUGGAGCUGGUCGCGGAGUUGUUGGUGGAGCUGGUCGCGGAAGAGGCAACAAUGGUCGCGGAAAAAACAACAAUGGUCGCGGAAAUAAUGGUGGUCGUAGAAGACCUCGCCCACCUGCUGUUUAA
This is a messenger RNA of Colletotrichum higginsianum IMI 349063, 510 nucleotides long. RefSeq lists its product as uncharacterized. Lineage: Eukaryota; Fungi; Ascomycota; Sordariomycetes; Glomerellales; Glomerellaceae. The transcript has 4 exons. The record is from RefSeq and is a predicted model, not a curated record. The coding region runs from base 1 to 510 and encodes 169 amino acids.